UUGCCCAGCUGAACGCCGACCGACCCUGAUAUUCACCCCGCUAGUGUCGAGCAGCUCGAGCUUACUCUCUCCCCAACAAACAUCUUCUCUCCUUUCUCAGUCAUCUGUUCAUCAUGCCCGGACUUGUUGAACAGCUAGACGGUGGCAUCUCCGAGCUGCUGGCCGGCUGGAAUGUCUACACCUCGUUCCUGCUCGCCAGCCUCCUCGGCUUCGUAGGCUGGGUCAUCUACGACACAGCGGACGCUGAUACACACCCACUGCUGCUCGCAAGACAGGCACAAGCUUCGUAUGUGAGGCAGCCGGGAGAAUCCGCCAUCUUCCGGUCACCCGAGACUCCCCAUGGCUACGCUCUCCGCACCGGGCUUGCCGUGAAGCCUCCAGGCUCCCCCAUGUAUUCUGCAGGCAAAGAUGGUGACCUUCGUGAUAUCUGGCGACGCGUUACGGGCGAGAUUCCUCUCGAGAAGAAGGCAAGCUCUGGCGGCACGGCCACCAUCAUGACCGUCUACGGGAAGGAGGACAUCGAAGAGCACAACGUGGCUGGCCUCUCGACCGAGAUUGCCACAAUUGGCAGGCACAUGCAGGAUAGAGGAGCCAAAAGGGUCGCCAUAUACUUGCCCAACAGUAUCGAGUUCCUGGCCGCAUUGUUCGCGGGUGCUUUCUAUGGCUUCACACCCAUUCUGAUCCCUUACAACCAACCACACCCUACCCUCGUCGAACUCCUUCUUCAUACUGGUGCUGACUCCCUGAUCGCCCAAGCUGGCUCGAUCCCACUUGCUGACGUCAGCCGAGCGGUUCCGGGCUUGCGCCAAAUCAUCUGGACCGUGGAGAAGACGAGCAGGCACAUGGACUGGAGUGAAGUGCCCGAGGGAAUUGGUGGCAACAUCGACGUCUCUGUAUGGCAUCAGCUGGUGCAGGAUCAGGCCAGCAGCUCAUUCCAAUUGCCUUCCAACAGCGACAAGGCGCCGAAUGUCGUCUUUCUUUGGCAAGAGGCCGCUGGCAAGCCUGCGGAGAUUGUCGAGUUCACUCAGCAGAACCUGGCUGCGGCUACCGGCGCACUCAUCACCGCUCUGCCUUCAAUGCACCGAAUCACCGCUUCAGACACAUUCCUCCCUGCCGAUGCUUUCACACACUCUUACAGCUUGUGUCUAACUCUUGCUGCCCUUUUCUCGCACGCAACAGUCGUCAUCAACUCCGUAGCAGGUCCUGGCGUUGAUCUGACUCUGGCUACCCGAACCAUCGCCCCUACGAUUACCGUCAUCUCCGCAGAAACUGCUGCAAAGCUUCAUAACACGACCACUACCACAAUCACAAGCGGAUUGAAGAAGCUCGCCCACUACCUUGAAACUCGCAUGCUCAUGUCUGGCCGACUGCCCACCGACAACUUCUUGACCAAACUGAAUGCACCCACUAGAGCUGCCAUUGGCACCACUCCAGGAAAGCUGCGUCUUGUUUUUGUUUCCGAGAGGGCUGGCCUCAAUUCACCCCCACUAAACUCAGAUGAAUUGUCCGAUUUGCGCAUCUACACCAAGGCGCGCGUCGUAUACGCCUUGACAGCUGCCACAGUUGCUGGAGCCAUUGCACAAACGAACGUGUACGAUUACCGACGCGAGGAUAAACCUUCGACCAAACACAGUCACUUCGGCGUGCCUUUGGGUUGCGUGGAGGUGAAAUUGAAGGACACUGCCAGUUACAAGACUACUGACGAGCAGUCUAUGGGAGAAUUGCUUGUUACUGGAUCGUCGGUAGCGGGUGGUGUGGCAUCUUUGGGUGUUCACGCGACCAUUCGCGACGACCAUACAUUAGCUUAUGUAUAAAAACAAUUACACGAGG
Messenger RNA from Dothidotthia symphoricarpi CBS 119687, 1830 nucleotides. RefSeq lists its product as uncharacterized. NCBI's taxonomy places the organism in Eukaryota, Fungi, Ascomycota, Dothideomycetes, Pleosporales, Dothidotthiaceae. Gene Ontology annotation, molecular function: long-chain fatty acid-CoA ligase activity. The record is from RefSeq and is a predicted model, not a curated record. Bases 114 to 1814 code for a protein of 566 amino acids. The transcript has 4 exons. Gene Ontology annotation, cellular component: endoplasmic reticulum; membrane.